AUGGAAGAAUAUGAAGCAUGUAUCUAUGGUUUGGAGGCGGCCAUCGACCUAAGGAUCAAGAUUCUUGAGGUAUACGGUGAUUCAACUCUGGUAAUAAGUCAGGUGAAAGGUGAUUGGGAGACUCGGGAUAGCAAGUUGAUACCUUACAAGGAGCAUAUUAGAAAACUAGUAGCCUAUUUUGAUGAAAUCUCCAUUCAUCAUAUUUCUAGGGAAGAAAAUCAGUUAGCAGAUGCUCUAGCUACGUUGGCAUCUACGUUCAAAGUCAAAUGGAAGAAUGAAGCACCAGCUAUCCAUAUUGACCACUUAGAUGAGUCAGCGCAUUGUCUAGCAAUUGAGGCCGAUCCUGAUGAUAAACCCUGGUUCUAUAACAUAAAGACAUUCCUAGAAAAAUGGCAAUAUCCCGAGGGUAUAUCCAUUAGCGAUAAGAAGGCUCUGAGAAGACUCUCUUUCAAAUUCUUCCUAAACGGUGAUGUGUUAUACAAGCGAAAUUAUGAUUCUGUACUUCUCAGAUUCGUGGAUAGACACGAAGCUAGUACGAUCAGAAAAUCCAUACAUGAAGGCUGCGAGGGUGUACAUGCAAAGGGUCCUGCUGUGGCCAAGAAGAUCCUCCGGGAUGGGUAUUAUUGGACGACAAUGGAGGUUGACUAUUAA
Messenger RNA from Lathyrus oleraceus (garden pea), 651 nucleotides. RefSeq lists its product as uncharacterized. The transcript has a single exon. NCBI's taxonomy places the organism in Eukaryota, Viridiplantae, Streptophyta, Magnoliopsida, Fabales, Fabaceae. The coding region runs from base 1 to 651 and encodes 216 amino acids. The record is from RefSeq and is a predicted model, not a curated record. Gene Ontology annotation, molecular function: RNA-DNA hybrid ribonuclease activity; nucleic acid binding.